UAGGGAUGGCAUUGCCUUGCAAAAUGAGCAAGAUGGAGUUUUAAAGUAAAUGAAAUUCUAACAGCUGGACAAUGAUUAAUAAUAGUCACAGUAACAGCACAAUCUAAAACAUCACUGAUAAUAAGUCAGCAUCUGAUCUAACUUGGAGUCCAAAAAAUAGUAUCUUAACACAAAUGAGAAUCUGCCUUGAGGGUAAAUCGAAUCUAGUUAUGCAGUGUAGUUAUUCAGAGCGACUGUCAAAGCUGUUAACAAAUCUAUCUCUCCCUUCUGUCGGUUUUAUUUCCAAGUUACCGGAUAAGAUGAUGAAAUGGCACAAUUUUGUCCAAGUCUGUGGAUAUCACAGCGCCGCCUGUGCGUAAAAAACUCAAAGCUUGGUAAUAUAUUUAUUAGCACGUCUGUCGGGCGUGGCUGGCUUGUCUGCCUAGAGGCGUGGAGAGACUGUAGCCGUAUAGUCUGCUCCGGGGGGCUACUGGAUGCUCCGUGAUGGAUGAGGAGUGACAGAUCGGGGUUAGCCGCCAGGGGAGCACCAUUUUCUUCCAGCGCACGGUCUUCAAAGAGAAGGAGGUAGAAGACGCUGGACGCGGAGGGAGGAAGGGACGAGAAGCAGACCCAUCUCCACCCCUCCUCUCUCUCUCUCUCUCUCUCUCUCUCUCUCUCUUUCUCUCUCUCCCUCUCUCUCUCUCUCUUUACUCUCCCGUGCAUCACAACAUAGUGGGCUUUACCCGGACUGCACCGCAUUGACGCUGCUGCUGCUGCUGCGACCCAACCCACCAAACUAACGCAAACAGAGGCAGGAAGAGUCGUCUUUUUAGAAUGCUGGAAGCAGGGCGCUGUGCGGAAUCUGCGUCUGGACAUGCAGCAUCUCCCUCUCCCCCUCUCUCUGCUUCUUUCUGCGUGGAUUUGCUGUCCUGCUCGGUGAUGUCAAGACUUUAGAAGCUACAGUGACUCUUCGAGGAGGGGGCGUUUUUUUGUCACUACUGCAUAGUGCACAGCGAGGAAUUAGGAUACAAGUUUGCAGAGCUCAGAUCAUGAAUGCAGCUGCUUACUUGCAAGACUGAGACCCCCGUCCUUACUGCCUCAAACAUGGGUGUUGACUGAGCUAUAAGGAUGCACUUGUGAGGAUUAAAACUGCGCGCAAUAAUUCCUGGAUCAUGCAGAUUCUGCACCCUAGGACGUUAUUUGUGUGUGUACCCCAUGCAUAUGUAAUACUAUCCCUGAUAUAUUAUGGGGAAGCACGGAGCAACAGCAGCACAUACUCUUCCAGGAGUUUGCAUGGGUCACUCCGGGAGAGUCAUCAAAACAAAGCCCGGGACCGUGCGCUCUCGCCGGGCUACGCCACAGGUGCGUCCCCGGCGGAGGGCGCGAUUAUCCGGGGGACUCUUAACUCCACUCACCCCUGGAAGAGGGUGAUGUCAGAAGAAACGUGGCGGAUUGGACACAACAAACGCGACUUCAGCCGGGCUGUGACACCCGUGGAGGAUCCCAACGCGGGCUCACAUUGGGGCCCGACGCGCCACCAUAAUAGGAGGAUAAAGUUGAAUGGCACGGGGACGCCAGCAGGUGGACACUACAAUGCGGCUAAGCCCUCUUCAAUGGGAAGGGUGGACGAAGGAGGGGGACCCGAUGAGGGUGACCGGCACAAGAGGGGCACAAAAGACGAGCAGAAGAAAGCCUGGAGGAGGUGGGGGAGAAACCGCCAGAAUAAAAGCGCGGCAGCUUUGGCUCAACCUCACGCGUCGCCGUGGGAACCCAUCCCCAAGCCGGUGGCCCUCACCUCCACCGACCUGCCCUUUGACCUCUUCACCAGGAGGCCUGAGUUCUUCACGUUCAGGGAGGAGAACCCCUGGGACGCCACGCCGAUUACCCCUCCAAACUCGCAGGACUUUGGAGACGAGAUCAAGAACCCCUUCUACCCGGUAACGAGCGAGACUUACGGCGCGUACGCGAUCACGUGCGUCUCCGGGGUGAUAUUCCUGGUUGGGAUAGCGGGCAACAUCGCCAUCCUGUGCAUCGUGUGUCAGAACUACUACAUGAAGAGCAUCUCCAACUCUCUGCUGGCUAAUUUGGCUGUGUGGGAUUUUGUGCUCAUCCUCUUCUGCCUGCCUAUGGUGGUGUUCCAUGAGCUGACCAAGUCCUGGCUGCUGGGAGAAUUCACCUGCAAAGUUGUUCCAUAUGUGGAGGUAAAGUCAGUCCAAAUUCUCUCCAUCAUUUUUAGUCUUCUCUGAGUGUAUUUGGGUGGUUACAUCACAUUGCAGUCGAAGGUUGAAGUUUGAAGCAAUGCCUGCAGGCAGAAUCUCCCUCUGACAGAUGGUAAACGGUGCUCAACCAGUGUCAUUUACAUAUCAGCAGCCUUGACUAAAUGUGUUCACACCUCUGCAGUGACAAUGGACAGGAUCUGUUGCUCUCAGGGAUGGGACAAUAAGCUGUCACACUCAUGUUUCCUGAGUAGACAGACUUAAAAAUUUUGGCUUUCAAGGCCCAGACUGGCUAGGGAGUAAACAAGCUAUAGGAUGUCACUCCAGCAACAACAAGGGGGCUCUGUUUGUCACUAAUACACCUGCUAGACUAGAGAGAGAGAGAGAGCCUCACCUAACCCUGAAGGCACACACAUGUGAAAACACUCCAGGAUGUAAGUUAAUAUCAUUACCUUCAGCCAGCUCUGACAUUUACACACACUCCUCUGUUUUGUCUUGCACACCUGUGUUUUCCAGCACUGGACAUUGUAUUUGCAUCAUGCUUCCCUUUGUGUUUUCACCAUCAGUGUCACAUUCCCCCUCAAGGUGCUUCUGUAGAGAAAGAGGUCUUAAGCUUGUUUUGAAAGGCUGCAUUGUCCCAACCUGGCUUAUGGGAGGACACAAAGAGAUUUGAAACGUUUAUCUUAACCCAAAUGCAUCUUAAAUGAAAGGCUGAAGAAAACUGAAAGCAGUGGAGUUAUGGGUGGCGCCUGAGGUGCAUGAGCAAGUGAGAGAUUUGCUGUGUGCUGCAGCAAAAAAAAAAAAAAAAAAGAGGACAGAAAAUGUAACCAAACCCAGAAAAGACUAGAUUAGAGGAGAGAGAGAGAAAGAUUCUUUAGCUUAGCCAGGCAGGAUCCGCCCUCCAGAGACUCCAGGCAGACUGUGACGUCUUUCAGCGAUGAUACAAGCAGGUGAAAGGUGUGUUAUUAUUCUCACUUUGCUCCCAGGCAAGACAUUAGCUUUGGUGUGACAUUUUCCAGACCCUGAAGGACAUUUUUUUAGUUAUUAUAAGAUAGAUUUUUUUGCAGAUUAAAAUGUAGGCGUGCAGCAUCUAGUUAAAGAGCAAUGCACUGAUUGAUCUGCAAGAAAAUAGAUAGCAACCAGACACAUUUUAAAACACUUUGAAGAAGUAUUCAUUGAAAACUUUAGUGCAGUUUCAGAGCUGAGAUAAAACCUUUGCCCCGUUUGUUUUUUUGGCCUGCAACAGUGAUUUAGCAAUUUAUCUUUGAAACAUUUAGACUUCAAUUUAUAGCUUUAUUCCAUAAUUGAUUGGACUUAAAUAGUUUAAUUAGAGUGUAGCCAAAUUACUUUUCCCCUUAUAACCAUCAUUAAUGCUGUAGCCUCACACUGCGCUCACUUUGUCCCUCUGCUUUACUAAUACACGUUGCCUUUCUGCUCUCUUCCUGCUUUCCAGUUCAAUAAAAUGUGUAAAUUAAGCACUCAAGUAUUGCAGACAGAAAAAACACAUAUAUACUGUGACUAAGUUAAGCUGAGUGCGAUGAAUCCAUUCAAAGUAGAUCUAUGUUUUAUGUUUCUAUACUGUGAGAUCUGUCUCAGGCUGUCCUGGAUUCUGUCUGCCCUUUUACAGUCAGUCAGCUGAUUUCAGAUACAGCCUCUGAUUGUUUAACAGACCAAAACAAGAUGUCAGCCAUCGUUAAACAUAGUCAGGGAACAACAAAAAUAAUGCCACAUAUAAAUAAAAAUACAUAUGUAAUCAAACAAUAUCUUAAUUUUGGGAGGUUGGAUCCAGUCUAUCUCUGAAAAUAUUCUGAUUUUCUCUGUAAAGCCUAGAAACUCGUUGACCAUGACAGCUGCCAAUUACAAAGUCAGUGAAUUUUAUGUAUAUUACUACUUCUGUUUUUAAUUCUGAUAUUGUAAAUACAUCCAUUGUAUGUCAUAUAUAAUAAUAUCAACCAAUCAUUAGUAUCGGUACUGUCCCAAAAAAAACAUUGAUUGACCCCUUAAGCCAUAAACAUACAGGAUCCGUAUUGAGCGUGUUCCGUAUUUGCUCCGUAGAGCAGCUCUGGGUAUCACAUACAUGAUGCGCAUGUGGAGCGUAGCAGCGAAACAACACGCUCACAACAGGUUGUUUUGCCUUUCUGUGGUCUUUUUCCUGAUAAUUUGGAUAUAAUUCGGUGACCGUUGAGCCUCUACUGUAUGUGAAAAAGCAACAUGAUUUUACAGUUUCGGUUUUUGCAGGUUUACUCGUGUUUAAUAAAGUAAACUAUGUUCCUUUAUGCUGUUACCUUCAGACAGAGUUAGCAUUUAAAAGUCCUGUUGGGGUCCACAUGGAUCAGUUCUGUGUUACUGAUGAAUCCAUAACCAGGAAGUACUUCUCAUCUUCACAAACUGAUACACGGUCGGGAGUUCACAUAUGGUGCUUGGCUUCCUGUCUAGGAUGAUCUUCUCUGUGUGGAUUGAUGCACAUUGGAAGCGUAGAGCAGCAAAAAUAGACUCAUCGCGUAUCUUUAGCAGUGCUGCUCUCGAUACGAUGUUAUGACAGAGGUGAUAUGCAUCCUGUAUGCUUUGCUGCAUUGAUUAGAAUGGCAUCCUAUUUGCUGCAUGAUACGUGACGCUCCUGCCACACUCCAAAUACGCAUCCUGUAUGUUUUAGCCUUUAUUGUGAAAAGGCCUGAGUCAGGUUCAUUAUUAAAAUUCAAUCAAUUAACUUUUAAGUUUGAGUAUUUUUGUAAACUGGGCACCAAAAAGUUUUUACACACAUAUGUUCAUUUGCAACAUUUGUACAGCAAGUUAUUGGCAAGUAAAGGCAAAUUGAAUUUGCAUUAUCUAAUGUUCUUUUAUUACAAGUUCUUCCUCGCUGACCACAUACUGUCGUACAUGGACAGUAUCUCAUUUCAUUUGCAGACACCUUGUGAGUCCACGUGUUUUAAUUAACGUGGGAUCAGAGGCAGAGAGAACCCCCUCCCCGUGUUAUUGCAUAUGAGCUACCCAAGAACCACAGGAUGCUAUUUAAUAACUUGACGUGCGAAUGGAGACUCAGAACGCCAAGUGUGUGAGUGUGAAUGCAUGAGACUAUGCAUUUUAUAGAGCAUAUCUAUCAGAAAUAAGAGCUCAGGGGCUUAUAUGUCUGUAUAGGGGGUUCAAUUCGUGUGUGUGUGUGUGUGAGUGCAAGUGUCAGAACAGGCCAUGAGUAAUGCAGCCUGGGGCUCGCUUACUCCCUGUGGAACAUUCAGGGAAACACACACACACACACACACACACACACACACACACACACACACACACACACAUUUACCCUAUGGAGUGACACUGUUCUUCACUUAACCCAAAUUCAGUCACAGGGGACAUGAACAUUUGGCAAACUCAGUCACACAUGUUUAAAUGGCACGCAAUAUUCUCACACACAGACACAUUGAUGCACACGCAACACCAGACUUUAAGUGUGCAUGAAUAAUCAGAAAGUAGUCGAGAUAAUAUAUCAGAGCCUCCCAUGGCACUUCCCUCAGUAAACCUUGUUUUAUUCGGUGUUUAGUAGAGCGUGGAAUCCUCCAAACCUCAAAGAGAGAGCAAUUUUAGGUGUGAGACGUGAGGAAACAUGGCAGGGAAGCAGUAAGGAUGCUGCACAAAGUAAAGAUGUGGGCUUCAGCCAGAAUGUCAGCUAUGCACUGGUUUAAUGUUGCAGACACUUCAUUCCUUUAGGAGGAGAUACACAGAGCAGCAAAAUUAGGCAAAACUAAUGUGCAGUAAUUGGGUUUUGCACCUGCUAGCUGGUUAAGAAUAAAGCUGUAAAGUUGGCUUAAGUAAGAAAUAAAAAGUGCAGAGAGCUUUCUGAGAGAGCUUUCUGUCAGCCAGAGGGGGGUGUGAGUCAUUUGACAGUUUGUUAAAAGAUCAUACUGCUGGAUCAGGGUUUUGAAAGUUUUUGUCUUUAAGUGAAAAGCUGCUUACAGAUCACCAGUACAACAUUACUUUUCAUCGCUUAACUCUUGUUGACAGCAUUAAAAAAGAGGUGCUCACAAGCUGAUAAUUCAUGUUACUGCACAUCUCGAGGUAUUAUAUCUUCAAGCAUCAUUGUUUACAAUAUAAGACGACUGGGUAGAAGCAUAACCCAAUCAGGUGUAACCGUGCACUCAACUCAUAUGAUACACAUUGCAAGUCUGGGUUCUGGUGCCCCAUUUACAACAAAAUGAUGCAUUCUUAAAAUGCUAUUCAAUGUGUGUACACCCCUGUUCACAUUGUUAUCAUGUGUAUUAUUAUUGAUCACACAUGUGCAACAGUCUAAUGACCAAUCCCAUCAGACUGAACAGGCUGUCUUUGUUACGCCUUCUUGCUAAACCCUGAUUUACAGCUAACUAGCCGUCUCCAUCAUGGGACAUAAAUCUAGCGACUCACUAAAGGCCCAUUAUCUCCCCCGUGGUGUAUUGGCUUUUCACUACCAAGCGUGCAGCACUGCUGUAAUCAUAUGCAAUUAGGUAUGAGGCAUCAAGACUUCCAUUGGUUGAUGAAAACAAUCUCUUUGUGUCAAACUGUGCAACUCCAUUAAUAGCAUUUGUCCCUGAUUGCAGAUAAACCAUGUUAUCAUCUGCAUAGAGGCCUAUUGGGAUAAAAUAUAGUAAAUAAAGUAUAUUGACAGUUCUGCAGCUCAAACGUGUUUUUGUGCCUCAUAUAAACGUGGUUUCCUCGCUUCCAUACAACGCCCUGUUGCUAGACACUGUAUGCUGUAUUUGCUGUGAUACAGUAGGAUCCAGCAUGCAGAGAGAGAAAUAGAUUAUUGAAGCAGAGCAGGAAAUAGGCUGAGGAAGAGUGAGAAAGUGAUAGAUUGGUUAAGGGGGGGCAAGAGAGAGAGCUGCAUGGUGCCACACUGGGCCAGAGGUAGACCCUCAUAUUGUGCUGGAAUUGGUCAUAAUGGCAGGACAUACAUCAGUUUGACACAUUCACAAUCACUCUUCCAACUCCAACAUAUUUGGUUUGUCUCCAUGGCUGUGUAACAUCUUGGAAUGUGUGGCCAUUUCAUUGGGGCAAGGUGAGCCUAAGUCACUCCCAAUUUUUUUAUUCAAGAAUUCAAUAAUUAAGAAAGCGAAUGGAAGUCAAUAUCUCUAACCAUGUGCAUUUAAAAACUCAUACAUCUUCUGUGUUUGGAAAGUUUUUUGGCUGACAGCUUAUAUAAAGCCUUCAUGUUACAUAUGACAAUAAACCUCCAGGGCAGGAUGGGUGGCUACUGUACAUUUAUUACACAAGUCUCUAAAAAUAAAGCAGUUGAGUCACCAAAAUUGCAAAACAAAGACUUUAGUGGACUUUCAAAACUAUUUAUGAGUACUGGACAUACAAUGAUUAUAAACCCCUGUUAACAUUAUAAAACACUCAGUGUAGGGUUAGGUUGGGCCAUGAAAAUGACAAAUUGCUUUGAAACUUAUACUACUUUCUGCAAAAGCCACUGAUACUGCCUUAAUACAAUAUUGGAUAUCUUCAAGUGUGCAGCUCAGUUUACCAAUCACCAUUGUUGGUAGAUUUUCCUGUGCAAACAGCAACAGCAACAGUGUCACUCAUAGCUAUUAGGUAGUAUGAUUUAGUAAAGCUCAAGUGAUCUCAGCAUUUGGAAUAUUUCCACCAGCAGUAUGAAUGUACAUUUUCUGCAGUGGGGGACUUUGUGUUGACCACAACUUAAGUCUUUGUGUUGACAUCAGUGUCAGAUAGGAAUCAAACCUUGGCACAACUGUAUCUGGACGAGAAGAAAGGGAGUAAAAUUACGGUUUGAGUUUUUGGUCAGGUGGUGGUAAACUCAAAUACAUAGGUGCAAAAGGGAAUGCUAUGAAGCUGGAGUAUGCUAUAAAGGUUGUUACAUUGGUUCGAAGAGUUUGGCUAAUGUUGGCAGCCCCAACAUUUACAUCCUAAGGUCUUUCUUGCAGGUUAAUGUCCACAUGCCUAUGCUGGUUACACAUUCCUCAAGUCAAGCGGUUAAUUCCACUUCAAUCAGACAUAGCACACAUAUAAGUGCGCACAAGUGUGUUGCUUAGGGAAGUCUAUUGGCUCUUGUCCAAGAUAGACAAAAGAUGAGUUAAGUCCACAUGCUUGCUCAAUUGGAAGAAAAAGUUGUUUUAACAGCAAAGUUUUGACCCAUUGGUCUUGAGCUAAUGUGUGACGAAAACCAACGUGUCAAAAUGUUGUAAUAUUGUAAAUGUCAAUCGUUGCAUUUGGCAGGAGCUGUAUAUACACAUCUAUCCUCGAGUCCUCCCGCUUUAUCUUUCUAUCUAUCUAUUUAGAUACCUUGCCUGGAGAGACACGCACACAUAAAUGGGCAUGCACAAAGUCAGCAGGGUGUGUUGAUCAUCCAGAUGGGUGGGAUGGCCUUCUCUGCACUGAUCACUGCCCACGGCUGAGAACACCCCCCCACCCCCCACCCCUCCUUUCUCUCUCUGCAUCAGCUAUCAGUGAUUAGAAGCAGGCCUCAGGGGGAUAACACACACACACACUUACAUAUGUGAAAUGAUUUCUGCCCACACUAACACACUUUUGCGUCCAGGCUGAACACACACACGCAGUUACAGACUAAAAAACUGCAGAGACACACUUGUGGUACCACAAUGGAUCUCAUGUCCUGUCUCAGCCCGUCUAUUAGGCACACGAAUAGUCAUUAAUUGGAAGAUAUGUAAAUUAUUCAGGUUAUAUAAUUAGCAGCUCUACAUAAUUCAUGAUGGUGAGUCUUUUCAGCCAGCUUGUUGUCUGUGAAUCAGUACCUAUUGUUUUUAUACGAUGAGACAAGAGCAAACAGCAACAGAAGCAAAGAUUUGGCUUGAUGUUGGUUGCAAUUAACUAAGUUAAUAAUUAUCCAUGUAAAUUAAUAUUCAUGUAAAUGUUCGUCUCCUGGUUUCCAGUGUGAAUUUAAGUUCUUUGUGGAGUUAAAGAAAGAGUGAUCAGUGUCUCAGUUGCUGUUCAACAUGUCACAGCCAGCAUGAAGCCAGACACCAAAGAAGAGAAGAGGAUGUGAAAGCUUUAGCAUUUGGUAUUUCCUCCAACAUAACCCUCUCAGACAGGGAUCAACGACCCGGAACUGGACUUUUUCAGAAGCUACUGUACACAGAGAGCAGAAUGAAAUUCUUUAAUGUCCAAGGAAAAUCUGCCUUAGGUCAGGAUUUAAUUUAAUUAAGGAGAAGUUUGUUGGGAAGAAUCCAGUUCAGACUGAGUUAAAACCAUGCCAGGCAGAAAGCAACAAUAAACAAGCGAAAACUGGACUGAUUUGUUGCUGCAGAUGUGAUUUAAUUUAACAAGAGAGAGAGGCAAGAAGGACGAAAUAGGUCCUAUAAAAUUCUGCAUAUAAGACACACUUCAGAUGCCUUUUUGUCACCUCAAAAGAAAGCUGAUUGGAUUGAAAAGAUCCCCCAGUUUGGGAAAAAUGACCAGCCUAAGGGGGCUUAGAGAGACUCAGCAAUUUGUCUGAGGUAGGGGGUCCAUCCUGUAGUUAACACUUGCACAGGCUUAAGCCCAAAUACUAUGUGUAUAGUCCAAAUGUACAGCACAAUUACAUGUGCUUCUUCUAAUUCGUUCAACGUCUGGCAACUGGCAUGACGGAAAAAUCAGCAGGGGCUUCACAGUUGCACGGGAACUGCACAUUAUGAACUACACUGAAAACAACGGAAGCCUUCUCAUGGGAGGAAAGUUUGAACCCUUUUUUAAAUCUUUUUAUAGCUGACGAGAUUUAUUGGUAAAUCCAAAAACAACAUAAGAGUUUAUGCAUCUUUAGGAUACUGAUAAAGUAAACAGUUAUACUUUUAACCGUUUUCAUCCAGCUUCGUUAACUGACAAUCUUCCAGAAGUGAUUUACUUCAAAAUAAAGGCAGUGUUUUUACAAUGCAGGGAACACAUCAUCUUUAGAAAUAGAGGGUGACAAUUAAGUUUACUGUGAUCAUAAGUGUAGUUUAUGAAGUAAUUUGUCUCUCCUCCUUUGUCUUGCUUGAAUAUUGCUAUAAAUACCAUCAUUGUGAUAAGCUAUUGUAUUGUCAUGACAACCACGAGGUGAAAAUCUGAUACUCCGACAGCCCUUUUUCUGUUAUAGUAGGUAGAGACUGAUCCUGAUGGUGAGAAUAAAACUACUGUCACAUUAAUUCUGUACUACUGAAACGAUAAAACAUUUUACCAACCAGUCCACUUUAAGCUUUCAACUACAUCAAUCUUCCUUUGAUGGUUGCUCGGCAACUGAAGGUGAUGAAAUUACAGCUCCUGCCCCAAAAUAGUCUCCAUUUCUUAGGAGAGAUGGUAGUGUAAGUGUUUUCUGAAUGAAGCAGCUCUUACAGCUCGAACAAUUCAAAUAAAAGCAGCGAGGUAAACUGGAACAAAUUAACACUCAUUGUAGAGUGGUCAAUUAAAUAAAAGGAUACAAGUAAGCAAUAUUGAUCAGCAGAAUAAGUGCUUGAAUUCAGAGUGUCUUAAAAGUGCUGGAAUAGUAGCAGAGGCUUGGAGUUAAAAAGGUUCACUACACAGAAUUAUCAGACCUCGACAUAUGAAGCACAUGUGCUUUUACUUUUGCAAUACUUGUAACUUUAGUAAGUGAUGUGUAGCAUACACUCACCGGCCACUUUAUUAGGUACACCAUGCUAGUAACGGGUUGGACCCCCUUUUGCCUUCAGAACUGCCUCAAUUCUUCGUGGCAUAGAUUCAACAAGGUGCUGGAAGCAUUCCUCAGAGAGCUUGGUCCAUAUUGACAUGAUGGCAUCACACAGUUGCCGCAGAUUUGUCAGCUGCACAUCCAUGAUGCGAAUCUCCCGUUCCACCACAUCCCAAAGAUGCUCUAUUGGAUUGAGAUCUAGUGACUGUGGAGGCCAUUUGAGUACAGUGAACUCAUUGUCAUGUUCAAGAAACCCGUCUGAGAUGAUUCCAGCUUUAUGACAUGGCGCAUUAUCCUGCUGAAAGUAGCCAUCAGAAGUUGGGUACAUUGUGGUCAUAAAAGGAUGGACAUGGUCAGCAACAAUACUCAGGUAGGCUGUGGCGUUGCGACGAUGCUCAAUUGGUACCAAGGGGCCCAAAGAGUGCCAAGAAAAUAUUCCCCACACCAUGACACCACCACCACCAGCCUGAACCGUUGAUACAAGGCAGGAUGGAUCCAAGCUUUCAUGUUGUUGAUGCCAAAUUCUGACCCUACCAUUCGAAUGUCGCAGCAGAAAUCGAGACUCAUCAGACCAGGCAACGUUUUUCCAAUCUUCUAUUGUCCAAUUUCGAUGAGCUUGUGCAAAUUGUAGCCUCAGUUUCCUGUUCUUAGCUGAAAGGAGUGGCACCCGGCGUGGUCUUCUGCUGCUGUAGCCCAUCUGCCUCAAAGUUCGACGUAUUGUGCGUUCAGAGAUGCUCUUCUGCCUACCUUGGUUGUAACGGGUGGUUAUUUGAGUCACUGUUGCCUUUCUAUCAGCUCGAACCAGUCUGGCCAUUCUCCUCUGACCUCUGGCAUCAACAAGGCAUUUCCGCCCACAGAACUGCCGCUCACUGGAUAUUUUUUCUUUUUCGGACCAUUCUCUGUAAACCCUAGAGAUGGUUGUGCGUGAAAAUCCCAGUAGAUCAGCAGUUUCUGAAAUACUCAGACCAGCCCUUCUGGCACCAACAACCAUGCCACGUUCAAAGUCACUCAAAUCACCUUUCUUCCCCAUACUGAUGCUCGGUUUGAACUGCAGGAUAUUGUCUUGACCAUGUCUACAUGCCUAAAUGCACUAAGUAUCCGCCAUGUGAUUGGCUGAUUAGAAAUUAAGUGUUAACUAGCAGUUGGACAGGUGUACCUAAUAAAGUGGCCGGUGAGUGUAUGUAUCUUGUUCACAUUAAUGUUAAACCUCCUAAAAACUAUAAUUUAGUUUUAAAUAAACAGAUAUCACACUUUAUUUAGAAAGUAAAAGGUGCUGAUAGAGGCAUUCAGUCAGUUUGGGAAAGGAGUACAUUUAUAAGUAACCAGUACUGAAGUAUAACUUUAUAAGAGGCACUAGUUUACUUGUUUUGUUGCAGGUGGCAGGCGGAUCUUCUGAUAGUCUCCAUUAUUAGAACCUGGAAAUUAACCACAAACUAGCAAUACACUCUUAUUUACCUCUCUAUUCUUGAAAUCUCUUUCAAUACUUUCCCCUGUGUUCAGUGUAUUCAAGGCUAAGUUUAGCUAAUGGCUUAAAACAUUUGCUGUUCCUCAAUAGCUGAAGUGUUUACUAUGUGCUUCCAGGCCUAAGAAAGAUUCUGUCACAGUCUCUGGUUGAAAUUUCACACACAUAUACAGACACACACUCUCUAGACGAUAUGCUCAAACUCUCACCCACACUGGAAUAAAAUUUUAAUUAUUCUGCAUAAAUGUGAACAUGCACAGACUCACACACUGGCACACACACGCGCACGCAUCCGUUUUCUGUCUCAGCCCUGCUGUGUGACGGAUGGCAGCUGUCAGGAGCAGUGUCUCCGGCUAGAGUUAUGGUCUCCAGGAGCGUGCACUGGGUCACACACUCAACCUAGAAACAGGACUGCAGCUGGAAUAACCCUUUGUCUCUGCUCCUCAUUACUACCAGACUGUAUAUGUGUGUGUUGUUGUGUUUCCACAUUAGCCCAUUCAUCACCUGAUAACACCCAUUACCUCUGACAGUGGCUGUAGUCACAGUGUGGCCACACAGGCUCCGCCAGUCCUUGUUAAGACCCAAUUAAUAACACAAGGCCUCUGUGCCACCAACUCACAAGACCUUUAAUCAGGAAGUUAAUGGGCUGUUAUUAAAAACAGCACUUGGGGAAAAUGUCUUGCUCACCUGCUGUGCAGAUGGACAGCUUGAAUCAGGAAAGCAUGUGUUGUGGAUGAAAGACUUUGGGCCCUUGAUUUUGAGCUUUUGAAGUCCAAGGUUAAGAAGAGAUGGAUGCUACUGUUCUGACCUUCACAAGAAAAUUUUAAAUAGCUGUGUUUGUUUUUAAAUUCAGGAAAUAAAAAAUAGUCUUAAAAAUCAUGCUUUUUUCUUUAAGUUUGCUAUGUUGAGAAUAGAAAAUGAUUUACAUCAAGAGACUGUGGGCUGAACUCAAACCGCUAACAUGUUUACAGCCUCUGUGCAUUCAGCUAUUUAACCACAAAAAUUAUUCAGCGCCCAGAAAAAGUGGUGUCGCUCUUUCAAGUGAACUUCAAAUACCCAAACUGGACAGUUAAGCGAAGACAGUAUGUUAACCUCAUUAAAAUGGGUGAUUGUUUUGAAUAGUUCGUAAGAUUUAAAUGAUGAUUUAAUCCUUUCUAAUCCUAAGGCGAGACAGCAUGUCAGCUCAGCAGCAGGUGAAAGGAAAAUGAACAUGACAGGGUCAAGUCCACUGUUUUGAUGAAAUGUCACAUUAACAUUGUUAAUCACUCUGGAAAAGGCCCGUCACUCUCUUCCUGUCACCCUAGAUAGUCUCUAUCUCAUGUGAUGUGUCCCCCUGCUAUUGUCUUCUGUUCCCUCUCUCCAUUUUUUCUUUCUUUUCCUCCCACUUCUCUUCCUUUUUCCAUUCUUCUGCCUCUGUUCGUCAGUCCUGCAUUUGCAUAACCCCUCCUCCACAAACACAGCUUCAUCACCCCACCAGGCCUGACUCUUGGACUCUCUAUCUCUCAUCUACCCUACAGCACACAAAGCCUCACUUGUUCAACCCUGCACUCGCUCUCUCCGCCCCAACAUGCUGAUCAAAGCUGGCUUUCCUGGUCCUCCAUGACAGCCUUUAAAGCUGUUCCAGGCCUGUUGUUCCAGCCAUGAAAUAUUCAGCAUGGCCAAGCACCUGUCCAUGUGUGCUGGACAGAUAUUUGUGUACCUUGGUGUGUUUGUUCACUUGAAGGCAUAUGGAAAUAUGGGUGCACCUACUUGUUUUGGAUGUAUGCAAAGAAAAAAAGUGAGUCUUACCACCUUACCCUGACUAUCAGAAGAAAAACAAGCAUAUUUAUUUUCUUAUUUUCUCAGAAAGGACUAAGCUUCAGGGGCAACUGCAAAUAUUUGUGACUGAAAGGUAGAUCUCUAAUCCAGCAGCUCUGAUACACACCCGAAAACUCAAAUCUCUUUUACUGUCAGCAACGUUAGAAAAGUAGUGUUAUAUGUUUCAAAGAGGGCAGUUCUGGUGAAUAGUAUCAACAUUCAAAGAUGAUAGAGGGAACCAAGUGAACACAUGUACUCACCUCUUCAUAGAGUGUCUGAAAUACACCAGAGCUCUUUGAAUAAUUCAUUGCAUCAUUUUAUUAGAGAGUAGAUUCGAUCAUGGUCCUUUUUCUCUGGAUCAGAAUGCUAUGUUUCCAACAGCCAGUCAAAACUGUGUUCGGAACAAUCUUGGGCAAUUUUCUUUGUUUACUUUAUGUUAGAUGGCCAUAAAACGAGAGAUGAGGAUUGAAACCCUCAAUUCUAUUAAAGACCCAGCUCCAUGUUUUUCAAAACCUGAAACUCAAUAAUGUUAAAGCUUAUUCUGCAUUUGAGUCUCAUGACGUAAUCUUAUAUCUCAAGUUGAAUCACAUCAUUUAAAUCAUAUUAAGGUUCAGGUUGAUUCAAACUGGGAAAAACAGUCCUUGUUGCUGAUGCUGUGGGAUAGAAACCCUCCCCCCUCCAGUCAAAGCACCCAAGGUAGAUGCUCCCAUGUGCUGCUAACUGACAGCAGUAAUCCAGUGUUGAAAUCUGUGUUGAAAUGAGAUAAAAGCUUUUCAGCCAACUAAACAAGGUAACCUGAAGGGACGUAAUGAUGUAUCUGAGGUUCAAAGCAAAGAUAUACAAUAAUCUCCAUAUUAAAUUGAUAUGUAACAUCAAGAAAACAACAUUUCUGCUCAGGUGAGAAGUUAAAUACUGUUUAUACAGUUGUUUAGAGGAGAAAUGCCUGUUUUCCAAGCUUUAUAAUCUGCAAGAAGACCUGCUAAACCGCUGAACACAAGCUCUAAUUAGCUUAAAGGGAUCCUGUCACAUCAGUCAGGUCCAUAAUAAAAAGGCUGGAAAUUGUUCUUUCUUUUCACAAACAGUAAUUAAUAGGGAUGCACGAUAUUUAUCGGACCGAUAAAAUAUCGGCCGAUUUGGGGGGAAAUUACGUCAUUUUUUAUCGGUCCGAUAGGUGCAUUUUUCCGAUAGAAAGAUCCGAUAUAUUAAUGAAAUUACGAGUAACGUUUGCAGGCGGAGUAGCCGCCCGUCCGAGACGCGCUGGUCACGUCCUCUAUCAAGCUUUACUCGCAGGUCCCAAGCCUGACCCCGUCACUGCCAGACAGAUAAUAAAAUGUCUUCACUAGCAUGGUCGUUUCUCUCAGUGGCAGAAGAUGACAACAGCAUUGCUAUAUGCAAAACCUGUUCAGCGAGGAUUUCGAGAGGAGGAAAGAAGACGUCAAGUUUUAACACAACGAAUCUGAUAGCUCAUCUGAAAAGUCGCCAUCGCGGCGAAGCAGUAUUAAAAGAAUAUGAGACAGCCGCCGAAGCUGCUAGUGGUACUAAAGCUAAGACAACAACACUACGGAGGAUCGAUGUCCCCAUUCAGCAGGCGUUUAAAAACUGCAAAAGCUUCUCAAGAGACAGCGAAAAGGCUAAAGCCAUUAACGACAAAGUGAUGGAAUUCAUAGCGGUCGACGACCAGCCUUUUUCCGUCGUUGAGAACCCGGGUUUUCAUAAGUUCAUAGCACACUUGGAGCCACGUUACACUCUCCCAAGCCGCCGCUUCUUCUCGGAUGUGUCUCUUCCUGCACUCUGUGAUAUUGUCGCCACAAACAUUCACAACCUGAUCGACAAGAACGGACUACACGUGAGUUUUACCACAGACAUAUGGACGUCAGAUGUUAGUCCGGUCAGCAUGCUAAGCCUAACGGCUCAUAAUGGCUCCUUUACCGUUUACAGUUCUGUUGAACAGUUCAGGGGAUCAAAUGAAGUUCUGCUUUUUGCUCUGUUAUUGUUAUUUAUAGCAAAUGACCACAUUUGAAGAGCCAAAAACUUUUGUUUGUUGUUCUAGAUAGGCCAGAGCAACAAAAAUAUCAGUUUUCAAUCGCUGCAUCCUGCACAAACUGCAGAUUUUAUGAAGAUUAUAAUAAAUGUAAAAAUAUGAAUUUAUCGGUUAUCGGUAUCGGUAUCGGCCAUGAGAAGAAGAAAAUUAUCGGUUAUCGGUAUCGGUUGAAAUUUUUCAUAUCGUGCAUCACUAGUAAUUAAUUAAGCAAAUAGCACCUUUUUCAACUAAAUAAGAGGAAAAUACCUAUUGUGAAUUUGGUGAAAACUGGUAUCAUCAAAGGAUCUUCAAAGGGAUUAAUACCAAUAACCAUGGAAAAAACAUGCCUAUGUUAAACCAGUGAUUUGUGUUGAUUCUGGUGUCCCAUAUGGACAAAGCAGUACCCUUUAUGCUGAUUUUUCCCUUUCUUUGAAAAAGUGGUGUUUCUUAACAUCCUACUAUAUAUCUCCCAAAUGUAUGACUCAUUUAAACCCUUGUAAAGAAAAUGUAAAUAAAGGCUGUUUUGGCUGGCUGACACCUACCCUGCUCCAGAGGUUAUGAAGUUGUGAAGAUGAUGGUCUCAUUUGCUUUAAGAGACAUCAGUGUGACUGUGUGUGUCUGUUUCAGAAUCAGCUAGAGACUUCUUACAGUAGCUUUAAGUUGUGUUUCUAUAUCAACAAGUAUACCAGUAAACCACUCUGAUGCUCAAAAUCCCCCCAAAAUCAACUUGCUUAUUGUUGCAAACACUUUAAUGCUUUGUUUUAUCUGCAGGCAGAAAAUGAAUUGUUGCAGUUUAAGGGUACCCACGUUACAACAGUGUGGUUGUUGUAUAGAUUGCAAUACUCACAUCUGAGCUCGAAAACUGUCACUGUUAUCACAUCACACAUUAUAACGCUGUUUUGUUGUGAUUGUUGUAAUUUUAGGGUAAUAGAAACAAUCAAAACAUUAAAUAAACCAAUAAACAAUUUUGAUUUUCCAAAAUCCGAACAUCAGAGAACAAGGACUGCCUGCUAACAGUAGCCUAGCUUAGCUGCUUCGCUUUGUUUGAGGUUAGGAUUCCUUCAGUUUACUUUUUAUUUUAAAUUCACUUCUCACUUUGGUUAUCCCACUGAUGAAAUAGACCUCCAGCUCAAGGCAGCUGCUAGAUCUCAAGGUUUUAUUUGAUUUUGGCUCUCUGGCUUUCGAAGCAUGCUCAAAAACAUUUUCCAGGUACUCUCAAAUUCUGACACUUGCCCAAAUCACAUAAAGAAUUAAUCCACCAAGAAUGUGAAUAAACCACCCACAUAAACAUGUGCAGCUAUUAUCUACUCUAGAUUUCCUUUAAAUAAAGUCCUUCUUAAAUACCUCAGAAAUAAUUACUGAGAUGUUCUGGCUAAAUUUGGCACAUUUGCACAAAAGAUUAGUAGCAUGAGGGCAUGAUAAACAGUUGCUCUGAACACAGUCAGUGUUGGUGCUUUGUCUACCCCAGUUACCCCUCUCCGCUUCGCAUGGUCGCCCUUCAUUAGCCUGGUUAGGCCAUACAUGUGUGUCAGAGGGUCAGUGUGUGUAUGUGUGUCUAUGUGUGUUACGGCCUAGAUAAGGGAACAUCUUGUGGUGUAAGUGUGUGCAUGUACAUCUAUAUCUGUCAAGGAAGUAUGUGUUCGGAGCUCUAACGCUGAGGCUCACAGGGGCCAUCUGGGGAACUGGCUGUUGUAAUUAAAUUUGAUAUAAAAGGAGGGAUGGAAGAAAGGAGGGGUGGAAAAAGGAGGAACAAAGCAAGAGAGGAGAAAGGAGAGAAUAAGGAAGAGUUAGAAGGGAGAAAAGGUAAGGAAGGUAAAGUCGGGAGGAUGGAUUGAGAGUUGACGCCUCAGGCAGCAUCAUAGAGGGAGCUGGUUCAUGUAGGGACAGACACACACAUGCACACACUCCAGCUGCAGAGCAAUACUUUGCAGGGUGCCCACUCUGCCAAAAUGGCUGUUAAUCCAACAGAUGCUGUCACAUGCUGCGGAAAUUUACGCACUCACUGACAAUUUUUCUGCAGGAAGAAUGUGGAAGCAAUGCUGUCUAAUUAGCAGUUAAAAAGGGAGAUUUUGAGGGACACAUCAACAGGAAAACAAUGGACCGUUUAGGAAGUUCGUUAAUUAAUACCACUACCAUUGAAGAAAGGGUGUGAAAUAGAUUUGAAUGAAUGAAUGCAUUGACGACAGGUUUUAAUCCACCAUGCAACUUGCUGGCUGUGUCUCUGUUUCUGUCUGCUUUCCUUUCUUCCCCUACACUCACACACAUUCAGGGAUACUCUGUGGUAAUAGCAGCUUACAGCCUUCCAUUGUGCUUCUGUUGCACCAUUGCUUGUAAUUACAUGAGUAUCAGGUGCACCUAAAGGCCAAUGCCAUUACAGUGUGUCCAGCUGUUUAUUUAUGUGCUGGAAGCCAACUUGUCAGCUGGCAGAAAGGCCUUUAUUUGCGUGUCAAACAAGUGGAUCUUUUUGUUUACUUCACAGGCAACCCAUCUUUAGGAUUCUGUAAGAUAAUGUCAGACAUUUUCCACUCUGGUGAUACAUUUUGGCGGCUCUUUGUUAUCCUUUUAUUCACUCAAGAUUGAGGACCUGACAAGCUUGACUUAAGUAUUGCAGGCUGCUCAGCCCAUCUGUCAGCUGAAAAACGAUUGUAGAUCAUCUACAGUUCACAUAAAUUCAUAAAUCUUCUCUACUGUUCUUUUUUCCAGCCAUAUAUGGUGUAUAAAUAUGAACAUUAUUUUAGGAUACUGUUAGUUGAGUUAAGCCAAUUCAAACAAAAAAACGAACAAAUUAACAGUGGCAAAAAAAGACUUAAGUUGUGUUUCCACCAAAACGACCUGGAACUUUUACUUUUCCUUUCCUUUAUGAGAAAAAAAAGUUCUCUACUAUUAUCUGCUGUUAUGUAUAUAUUCAAACCAAUCAAACAAAUCAAACAAUGGCAAUGAGUAAGGUUGCAUUUCUGCCAAAGAUACCUGGAACUUUUAAUACCAGGACCUUCCCUCUAUGAGACCUAAAAGUCAUUUCAGAGUUCCCAUCAUUCAGUUGAGUAAAGCCUAGUCAAACCAAUGAAACAAAUUCACAAAUAAUAGCAAAAACAGUUAUAAGACCAAACAUACCAGGAACUUUUAAUACCAGGAGCUUCUCUUCAUAGGACUAAAAGGUUCCUCAAGUCUAUUUCUGCAAUCUAAAGUAAAGUCUUCAUUCAUGUGAAGAUUUGGCAGUGUGGUCUUCUUGUGUGUGUGUGCUGCCAGCUGUGUUUUACAGAGGUUUACUGAAAAGUGUUACACAUGUUCAAAUUUUCUGUAUUGGAGGAAAUAGUGACCAUUGAGUUCGGGAUCAUUAAGUGGGGUAUUUUAAACUCAAGACAGUGCGUUGGAUACAAAUACCAGACAGUCCUAAUACUGGAUUGGAAGUUAAAAUAACACAGCUGCACUGCCAUGACAACAUAAGCACUCACACUACUAACCAGUCAAAUAAAAAUAUUUUCAUUACUGAAAGGUCCACCUCCACAGAACCAGUAUUUUUGGAAAGUACUCCCUCUGGACAAAGACCAUCAGACCCUGGUAUUCAAUAUGGUAUCUCACUGAGCACUCCUUAAGUCCCUGGUACAUGUGAUAAAUUCUUACAGUGGAAACCCAGCGUUUGAAUCUAAUAAUCUUUUAUUUUGUAACGUUUAAAUUCAAAUGACAACAUUUCUAUCUGUUUGUUCCUCAGGUUGCCUCCCUUGGCGUCACCACCUUCACCCUCUGUGCGCUGUGCAUCGACCGUUUCCGAGCAGCCACUAACGUCCAGAUGUAUUACGAGAUGAUCGAGAACUGCACCUCCACAACCGCUAAGCUGGCCGUCAUCUGGAUUGGUGCUCUCCUUCUGGCCCUUCCAGAGCUCCUCAUCCGACAGCUGGUAAUCGAGGACCCAGGAGUGCCUUACGAGCCUCCUGUCGAACGCUGCAUCAUCAGGAUAUCAACCUCCCUCCCUGACAUGCUCUAUGUGCUGGGACUGACCUACGAGGGUGCUCGUCUUUGGUGGUGUUUUGGCUGCUACUUUUGUCUCCCCACUCUCUUUACAAUCGGGUGCUCACUGGUGACGGCACGCAAGAUCCGGCGUGCGGAGCAGGCAAGCGUUCGCAGUAACAAGAAGCAGAUACGACUUGAGAGCCAGAUGAACUGCACUGUUGUUGCGCUAGCAAUCGUGUAUGGUGCCUGCGUGGUGCCUGAAAACAUCUGCAACAUAGUUUCUGCAUACAUGGCGGCUGGUGUCCCUGAGCACACCAUGUCCGUGCUCCACCUUCUUUCUCAGCUGUUGCUCUUCUGCAGGGCUGCCGUCACACCUGCAUUGCUGCUACUUUUGUGCCGUCCUCUGGGUAGGGCUUUCCUGGACUGCUGCUGUUGCUGCUGCUGCUGCAACCAUGCCCCCUCUUCUGCUACAGCUAGUGACGAUAACGAACAUGAAUGCACCACUGAGCUGGAGCUGUCACCGUUCAGCACCAUCCGCAGGGAGCUGAGUAACUACACACCAGCUGGCUCCAACUGUUGAAUAGACAGUCCUCUUCAGGGAUGGAGACUUCACCUGAGUGCUAGUAGCCUUUGGCUAGUAUUCCUCUGACUUGGCUGGGAGAGAUUUGCCUUACCUGGUCUGGUUACAUUUUUAAAAUGGGUGCAUGAAUACAGAAAGACACUAAAUAAUCACACUCAGCCAGUGUCCUACAUCCUCAGUGUUUAUUCUUUACAAUAAUACUGUACAUUUACAGGAACUGUGUAACCCUUGUUUUACAGGAAAGCUAACACAAAGCAAAAUCUUCUUUACACUCACACCCUGGGGUGCUCUUCAAACAGGGUCAAAACAUAUUUUUAGCAGUUCUGCCUGAAACCUUUAAAUCUCACAAACCUCCCUGCUGUAGACCUAGUAUGCCUAAAUAACAGCAGACAGAUGGGAUUGCUUCUCAACCCAUCUGGAUGUCUGGAUCUUCUCAAGAGGUUUGAAUCAGGUCAGUUUCUUUGAAUCAUCUUGUUCUGAAGAAGAAAAAAUGUUGCGUAUCCCACUGGCCCCGAGCUAAUUUUGACAAGUAAAGGUAAUUAAUAUUCAAACUGUACUGUUCCAUGUAGUUAGCUUUAAGACAGUACAAGAUAUGUCACAAUAAAAUGUUCAUAUUCGUGUAUCGAUACACAUAAUCUGCUAACAUAAUUAAGAAACUACAUAGUACAUACUGAAGGGGAAUUAAUCAAUGAGAACCACUUUCGAAUUGCAUCCAUUUAAAGAUAAAGGGACUGGUUAACUAUGUAGUCCAACCCAGUUAAAAAACACAGCACCCAGCUAAACAUGUGGGCCGACACUGCCUAUAGAACCACUGGACCCGGUUUACAGACUAUACAGCUGUAAAUGUACAGUUAAUACAAUGCUGCACACAUGGGAGCAAAUCUUCAGUUAAUUUAACUAGCGCAGGGCGUCUCUGCAGUAAUGACAGUUUGCAGGAGGAAAACAAAGAGAAGAGACUGGACUCCCCAUGUACACAACACUGUACAUUAAGAAAUAUCAAGCGGACUAAAACACAACUGGGCUGGUCUCAGAGAUACUUCAACAAGGACUUACAAUGUUUGGGCUGGACUAAUUGAAAUUAAUUUAAGGGUUUAAUGAAUGAAGUGGAAUGAAAUCAAAUUACCAACUACAGAUUUUGAAGAAAGUGGAAAGAAAUGGGACUUGACAUCUUGGAGUAUAACUGAAAGAGAUGGACUCAGCAUGAACUGGACUGAAGAUGAAUAUCUGCACUACACUGUUGUAUCAUGUUACGCCUUACACGUCGGGCUGUAUAUAAACUGUACACAUUCUUUGGUGCUCUUAUGAUGAAUGCGCUAUGAACAACAAAUCCAUCGGUUCGACUCGAAAUCGCAAGUAAUUGAGCCGGGGACUGUAUUUUUGGUCAAGAAGACAGAUUACAGUUAUCUGCGACUCUGGAGUAAAUGAACUAUAGUGGGAUGAGAGAGAAAAAAAAUCAAUGCAGAGUUUCACAGAGCUACCGUCCACACAGUUAUAAAAGAUAAGGUGAAUCUUUGAGUGUAAAUACUACUUCUGUUUGGGCAACAUUUGACAACAAUAAGACAAAAAAGUAUGGUUUUACCGACUAUGACAGUCCAGCAAAUCAGUGUCCAAAAGACCAGCAGUACACUAAAAAUAUAAAUGCUCUUUUUUUUUAAGUAACAUAGUGGAGAAAAAAUCCGAUAGACUGCUUUUAUCUGCUUUUUAACCACUUGAUUGGUAUAGGAUAAUUUAUUAUUUGAAGUCAUGCAAUCUGUAGUGUAGUUAAGAGAGCAUCAUAAUGAAUUUAUUAGGUAAUCAUAGCAUAUUAUUUAGCUGACACAGAAAAGUGCCAAUUUUAGAUUGUAAAUAUAGGGGCAAUUUUUAUAUUUGUAUGAUCAUUUUUAGGAAAUACUGUAAAAAGUAGAAGUUUCAUUUUUGUACAAGUAAUUUAUUUACAUCUACUGUUAAAUCAAUAAUAUACACUUAGAAAUGAGACCAAAAUUGGCUGUUUGAACCAAAAAUAAAAAAAAAAGAUUUGCAAAGUUCGAGGAUUUCAGUGACCUGUUAAUCUUUCCUGCUUUAGCAUCUCAUUUGUAACCAGGAACCAUGAGGGAAACUUACUGAUCUGCUCUUGUAACAAAGUUGUGCAACUUGUGAAUCCUCACACACGUUAAGAAGCAUCUGGAGUCUCGAAGACUUGCGGGCUUUGUUGUCCAUAAAUUGAUUUCAUUGUACAUUAGUUGAACCUUAAAAAUAUACUGUUGACUCAUGCUGCUGCUGGCUUAGUUAGCCAGCUAAUAAGAGCUGGGCACAGUUGUUAUUUUUAAAAUGGCAGUCAGUGGUUUGAAUUGGAAAGCUGCAUUGGUUAAAUUUUGUCAUAAAUCAGGUAUCUGUUCUUAGAAAUAACUCAAAGCCUUGAAUGGUAAAUUUUGUCGCCAAUAUUGAUGAAAUGUUUGCCAUCUUGUAGAAACACAGCAGCUAAAGAGGAUGGGGCUUUAUGGACAGUUUAUAGUUGAGUAAAAUGAGUCUACUUUCUAGACCAUCUAUCCCCACUAAAGUCUCAUUACUUGAGGUUUUAAGAGGAACCGAUGAAAUGUUUUUCACAGUGUGUAAAUUUACAAGUGUAUUGUACUCUAAAUCUGUUUUCUUAUUUCUCCACAUCAGAUUUGGGUCAGAACAAGGUUCAAACCACUGGUACAACUUCUCAACUUGUUACAGUUCAAGUAUUCAAAGGGAUGGUGAAUCUGAACAGCCUGGACAUUUGAUAGUUAUCAAUUUAUGCUAGAAAUGUGCCAAUGACCAAAAUUUCUCUCAACAAGCCUUAUUUUGCUCCCUUAUUAUCAAUGUUUUCAUUACUUUAUGACCAAGCUGAACGGUUUGAGCUCUGUAUUGACCCAGGUUUGAUGCUCAUUGGUAUUCUGUAUAUUGCAAUGAAUCUUUUGCGUACGAUUCUGCACUGCCAAACACCUUCUCUCUGUCUGUCUCGUGCUCUUGUGGUAGUAGCACACUAUCUCUGGGUGUCUCUCUCUUAUUAGGAGGUCAGUUUACCUUUAUCUCCAUCUAUAAGAGAAGAGGAACAACAUCAGAAAGACAUAAAUCACAAAUGAAGGCUAGCCACUCUGAAACUAGACCAAUUUUAGUGAGAGAAUGUGGAUAUGGGUUAUUUUUCUCUCCAUUGCUGGAGGCAGCAUCCUUUUGACUGUAAUGAAAUCCCCUUUAUGAGCUCCAAGAGAUCCAGGUGGAUGUAGCCUUUGGUUGAGGCAGGCUGCAGUUUUUCAAGUUAAUAGAGGAAAUGGACAGGAAGUUAGCAGCACUGCAACACAAUACCCUGCAGCCUGUUUGACAACUCUUUUUAUUACCAUCACUAUCAGUGUAUUGUGGGCCAAUAUAUAAAUCUGUCCAGGGAGUUUAUGUCCUUGUGCCAGUCCAGUUUCUGUCACUAAAUCACCUGAAGAGCAUAGGUUUUCAGUAUUUACUUUCUCCCCUAUUGUUGAUGAAACAUACAGGUAAACUGACCUCCUGCAUCUGAUUCUCUUUUUCUGCAUAUUUCUGGGAGCAAAGCUCGUUCUAAAUGGCUCAGUGUGUAGUACCGUGGUUCGAACUAUUGAUGAAGUGAUUCUUGUAAACCAGUCAGUGAGAUGUUUCUUCUAAGUUUUGUGAGUAUCCUCUUCACUCUGAGCAAAUUGUGUCUGUAUUUGAUACCUGAAAAUGUAAGCACACAACCACUAUUGUCUCUUCAGUCUAGUCACUGGUUUCUAAAUAGCUUUUUAUAUAGCCAAAAAAUCUGUCCCUUUGUUUAUCAAAGAACUUUAUCUUAAAAAAAACUGUAUAUUAAAAUCCUAAAUGUACCGUUAUUGUUGUG
This is a messenger RNA of Xyrichtys novacula (pearly razorfish), 24439 nucleotides long. NCBI's taxonomy places the organism in Eukaryota, Metazoa, Chordata, Actinopteri, Labriformes, Labridae. The record is from the annotation of a GenBank genome assembly.